Messenger RNA from Calidris pugnax (ruff), 370 nucleotides. It is a transcript of the gene RPS29, whose product is annotated as ribosomal protein S29. The record is from RefSeq and is a predicted model, not a curated record. The coding region runs from base 98 to 268 and encodes 56 amino acids. Gene Ontology annotation, biological process: translation. Gene Ontology annotation, molecular function: structural constituent of ribosome; zinc ion binding. Gene Ontology annotation, cellular component: ribosome; cytosolic small ribosomal subunit. Lineage: Eukaryota; Metazoa; Chordata; Aves; Charadriiformes; Scolopacidae. The transcript has 3 exons.
GUGCAUGGCGGGACGGGAGGCGCGGUUGGGGGGGGGUUGAUGAGCGCAUGCGCCGGCCGCCAUCUUCCUCUCGUGUGUGGGCACGCAAGCAGGCAGCAUGGGCCACCAGCAGCUCUACUGGAGCCACCCCAGGAAAUUCGGCCAGGGCUCCCGCUCCUGCCGCGUGUGCUCCAACCGCCACGGCCUCAUCCGCAAGUACGGCCUGAACAUGUGCCGGCAGUGCUUCCGCCAGUACGCCAAGGAUAUCGGGUUCAUCAAGCUGGACUGAGUGUCGGGAGGGUGAGGCUGUCACCAGAAGCUCCCAGGGCUUCCCUCACACGUCGAUGGCAUCUCGGCACAGCUAUGGUCAAUAAAUAAUCUCCCUGCCCAA